Aspergillus clavatus NRRL 1 is the source of this 1920-nucleotide messenger RNA. It is a transcript of the gene eng2, whose product is annotated as putative GPI anchored endo-1,3(4)-beta-glucanase. The record is from RefSeq and is a predicted model, not a curated record. The transcript has a single exon. Gene Ontology annotation, molecular function: hydrolase activity, hydrolyzing O-glycosyl compounds. Lineage: Eukaryota; Fungi; Ascomycota; Eurotiomycetes; Eurotiales; Aspergillaceae. Gene Ontology annotation, biological process: glucan catabolic process. The coding region runs from base 1 to 1920 and encodes 639 amino acids.
AUGGCGCCUUCAUCCCUCCUGCUGAGCGUGGGAUCGCUCAUUGCCUCAUCACUGGCCUCUGCGACAUCUUUGCAGAUUCGGGAACAAUCCCAGUCAUACCAAUUGACCGAGUCCUGGCAGGGCGAAAGCUUCAUCAACGAUUGGAACUUCUUCGACCGGGGCGAUCCUACCAAUGGCUAUGUCACGUACGUCAACCAGAGUGUCGCUGAGAGCUCGGGCCUGGUGAAAGUCACCCAGAGCGGCAGUUUCUACAUGGGUGUGGACUACGAGAGCAAAUUGAACCCUGACGGCCCCGGCCGUGAGUCUGUGCGUAUAGAGUCCAAGAAGUAUUAUACGCAGGGCUUAUAUGUUGUCGACAUCGCGCACAUGCCUGGUAGCAUCUGCGGUACAUGGCCUGCCUUCUGGUCUGUCGGCGCCAACUGGCCCCACGACGGUGAGAUCGAUAUCAUCGAGGGUGUCAACAAACACGAUGCCAAUGAGAUCGUCCUCCACACUAGUGGUAGCUGCGACGUUGCGGGAAGCCAUGACAUGACUGGUAGCCUCACAUCUGGCGAGUGCGGCGAUGCUUCGGGCACGAUCGGUUGCGUGGUCAAGGGUACCCAGGGCUCCGCCGGUGACCCUUUCAACGCGCAAGGUGGUGGUGUUUAUGCUAUCGAGUGGACUGACAGCUUUCUCAAGAUCUGGUUCUUCCCUCGCAACUCCAUCCCGGCUUCCAUCACUGCCGGCAAGCCCGACUCUUCCGCCUUUGGAACCCCCAUGGCUCAUCUGCAGGGAACAUGCGACUUCGCCGAGCGCUUCAAAGAGCAGAAGUUCAUCUUGGAUACUACUUUCUGCGGAGACUGGGCUGGAAAUGUCUUCGGCGAAUCCGGCUGCCCUCUAAGUGAUGCUAGCAGCCCCAUGCGCAGCUGUGUUGACUACGUCGCGCAAAACCCGGCUGCCUUCAAGGAGGCGUACUGGGAGAUCAACUCUAUUAAGAUCUAUCAACUUGGCGCUGCUCCUGCCCCGGCCACCGUCGCUUCUCCAAACACCGCCUCCGAAGUCCACAGUGCUAGUGAACUCGCCCCAGCCACUCAAACCGAGAAACCCACUGUCCCAACGGCGGCAGAAACGACCGUGGUCCCCCCUGCGUCGCAGACCAGCACGGUCGCAGAGGAAACGCCAAUUGCUCCUCUAGCCACUGCCGCAACGGUUACCGCUGUCAACCCUGCUCCUCCAGCCACACAGCCGACCGCCGAGCCUGCCACUGCAGUGACUGUGACAGACGGUGGCGACUCAUUCAGGACCAUUUUCCUCACCUCGACAACCACGAUCUGCCCUGAGGCACAGAGUUCAUCGUCUGCGGCGGCACACGGUGGUAAUAAGAAUGCCCCAGUAGGGGCUGUGCCAGGUCAGCCCUCCGGCGCCGAUGCCGUGGGAAAUCCCAAUCCCUCCACGACUACUGAAGCGGUUGCCGAAACCGAGACCAGCCAGCCUGAACUGACCGCCGGUGGAAUUUCUGAACUACCUAAGUCGGCCCCAGCUCCAACUGCCUCUCAGCCUACCAGCGAGUUCAAACCCUCAGACGUGCCGGAUGUUCCUAAACCAUCACCUGAGGCUGAGCAUCCUGCCCCUCCUGCAGCUGCUGGAUCUUCUAUCAUCAACACGCCCUCUAGCUCCGCUAUCUUCGGUAGCUCCACGGCUGUCGGCACAUUCACAUCCUUGGCACGCGUUUCUCGACCCACUGGAGGCGCUACAUUCGUCCCAACCAUUGCCACCGCAACAGGAUCGCCCACCGUUGGUGAAGACGGCUCUUCGGGCUCUGCAACUGCAUCGGCCACACUGACUGCACCUACCGGAAUUCUGUUUACUGCCGGCGCUCGCAAACUCUCUGUCGGCCUCUCCGGCCUUGUUGGCGCCCUCGCCGUUGCGGCACUGGCAUAA